This is a messenger RNA of Leptopilina heterotoma, 2758 nucleotides long. It is a transcript of the gene Gbeta13F, whose product is annotated as guanine nucleotide-binding protein G(I)/G(S)/G(T) subunit beta-1. Gene Ontology annotation, biological process: G protein-coupled receptor signaling pathway. The transcript has 8 exons. The record is from RefSeq and is a predicted model, not a curated record. Gene Ontology annotation, molecular function: protein binding; signaling receptor complex adaptor activity. Lineage: Eukaryota; Metazoa; Arthropoda; Insecta; Hymenoptera; Figitidae. Bases 866 to 1897 code for a protein of 343 amino acids. Gene Ontology annotation, cellular component: cytoplasm; heterotrimeric G-protein complex.
GUUUUCUUGACAGUAGAACCCAGAAGUGACGAACGAACGACGAACGAAUCGAACGAUCGUCAAAAAAAAAAGUGAUUGUGUGUGUUCUACAUGGAUUAAAAUCAAUUGUUUUCUUUUCCACAUGAAAACAAUCGUAACAAGUGUCGUCUUCGUCGAUUAUUGCGUCUCACAUUGAGCCCCCCAAAAAAAUCAUUCGUUUGCAAAAUUUUUGAUAAUAAACAUUCGAUUUUUGUGUUGUAAUCGGACGCAGCCGGCACCUUUAAAAAAGUGUACGGUUCCGGUCCAUGUCAGUGCGCGUCACAAUAAAAAAAAACAACUCCUCCUUAUCAGCGGGGAUUAAUAAUCGAGGGAAAAAACGUCAAAUAUUGACGCUACAUGUGUAGAAGAAGAAAAAGUGUUUUUUAAAGCUCUUUUUAGAAGGUGACCGUUUAGGCAGAAGGGGCGGUCUUUUUUUUGAGGGAUUCUCUCCUACAGUUUAAUUAACGGACGUGGCGUAGCUCCUUGAUAAGGAGCCCCAGGACUGGCAACGGUUUCGUUGGGGGAUAUUAUCGAAACUGGCGGUGGUGUUGGGCGGAUCAGGAGGGACAGAGGUCAGGUUUUGGAACAGAGAAAGGAACAAGAGUCCUGGGGGAGGAAAAAAAACCAGGAGAAAGUGGUGAAACAUUGGAGAAUUGGAUUGGCAUUGUCGUAACAAUACAACAGCAUCAGGGAAUCCUGAGAUAAAAUCCGAUCCCCUUCCCCCUGCACAGUCAACUCUUCUUCAAUUGAGCGAGACAAAAAAAAAAAAAAAAAAAGGAAUAAAUAUUUCGUAUAAGUAGCAAAUUUUUAGAACCGAAUCCAGUAAGCAUUUUGUGACACGUGCGCCAUGAACGAAUUAGACAGUCUUCGCCAGGAGGCGGAAACGCUAAAAAAUGCCAUUAGGGAUGCGAGAAAGGCAGCAUGCGACACAACAUUGGUUCAGGCCACAUCGGGCAUGGAACCAAUUGGUCGAAUACAAAUGCGCACGAGAAGAACACUCCGCGGUCAUUUGGCAAAAAUUUACGCCAUGCACUGGGGCAGUGAUUCAAGUGACUCGAGAAAUUUGGUGAGCGCUUCACAAGAUGGAAAGCUGAUUGUUUGGGAUAGUUACACCACCAAUAAAGUUCAUGCGAUCCCACUGCGUUCAUCGUGGGUUAUGACUUGUGCUUACGCGCCGUCUGGAAGUUACGUCGCUUGCGGUGGAUUGGACAAUAUUUGUUCAAUUUACAGUUUAAAGACAAGAGAGGGAAAUGUUCGCGUUAGCAGGGAAUUACCGGGACACACUGGCUACCUGUCAUGUUGUCGGUUUCUUGAUGACAACCAAAUUGUCACCAGUUCAGGCGACAUGUCCUGUGCACUGUGGGACAUUGAAACCGGACAGCAAUGUACUUCGUUCAUUGGACACACAGGUGAUGUGAUGUCCCUCUCGCUUGCACCUGAUAUGCGCACCUUCGUUUCCGGUGCUUGUGACGCGAGUGCAAAAUUGUGGGACAUUCGCGAAGGCUCUUGCAAACAAACUUUCCCGGGACAUGAAAGCGACAUUAACGCUGUCACGUUCUUCCCCAAUGGCUACGCCUUUGCGACGGGUUCAGAUGACGCGACUUGUAGAUUAUUCGAUAUUCGAGCUGAUCAAGAAUUAGCAAUGUAUAGUCACGAUAAUAUCAUUUGUGGAAUAACGAGCGUAGCUUUCAGCAAAAGUGGAAGAUUGCUUCUGGCCGGCUACGAUGAUUUCAAUUGCAAUGUUUGGGAUUCAAUGAAGACCGAACGAGCGGGAAUUUUGGCGGGACACGACAAUCGGGUUUCCUGUCUGGGAGUCACGGAAGAUGGAAUGGCAGUAGCGACAGGAUCCUGGGACUCGUUCCUUCGUAUCUGGAACUAAAUUUGGAAACGCAUUUUCCAAGGAGUUUACCAAAACUAAAAUCCUGCAGUCAAAACCCAGUUAAAAGAAGAUAAAAAAAUAAAAACAAAAAUAAAAACCAUCAUCAAGAUCAAAAUCUGAUCGAAGAAAUAAAAAAUCAAAGUUUUCACUUUGAAACGCUAAGAAAGAAAGAAAGAAAGAAAAAAAUUCCAUUUUAGAGCUGUGAACUCGGCAGAAGAAGAAGAAGAAGAAGAAAAAGAUUCGUAGCGUUUGCUGAAUCGCCGCGAAAAAAAAAUGUUAAAACAGCGUCUAUCAAAAAACGCUUCUAUAUUAUUAUAUGAAUGAUAAUAAUUAAUUAUUAUAAUUAAACACUAGUGGCGUAUACCAAAAAAAAAGAAGAAAAAGGAAAGGAAUUAAAAUUGAGAGUUGAAAAAAAACAUCAAAAAAAAAGAAUAAAUAAAAAGAGAGAAUGAAGUUAAAAAAAAUUUUAGAAAAUAGAAAAAUAAAUAUCGAAAAAAAAAAGUGUGAAAGUGUGCACACUUAAAAAAAAACAAAGAAGGAAAUCCUUCCGAAUCAACAGAAGCCAAAAUCAUCACCAUUUUUUAAUCAUCAUUUUUUCUUCCUCUUCAUUUUCUUCCUUUUUCUCCAUUUUUUGUGAAAAAACACACAGUCCAAGAUUUAAACAAAUAAAAACAAUACAAAAAACUGCUUUUUCUCUCUCAUGAGGAAAUAGAAAAUAAAAAAUUUCAAGAAGAAAACGACGAGGAAGAAAUAUAUCGGCUCAUUUUUGACGCAAAAAAAAAAAUAAAAUAAAAUAAAAUAAUUAAAAAAAAAAUAAAGAAUCUCCGUAGAUCGAUUUAGGUUUUUCUACUGACUCGAAAG